This is a messenger RNA of Branchiostoma belcheri (Belcher's lancelet), 1929 nucleotides long. RefSeq lists its product as uncharacterized. Gene Ontology annotation, biological process: regulation of DNA-templated transcription. The record is from RefSeq and is a predicted model, not a curated record. Gene Ontology annotation, molecular function: DNA-binding transcription factor activity; sequence-specific DNA binding. The transcript is spliced from 6 exons. Bases 1 to 1374 code for a protein of 457 amino acids. NCBI's taxonomy places the organism in Eukaryota, Metazoa, Chordata, Leptocardii, Amphioxiformes, Branchiostomatidae.
AUGGCGGAUGUGACUUGGACGAGCCAGCGCCCUCAUCAUGCGCGGACCAGUAGUGCGGGUCACGCGGCUGAGGCUGACCACUGCUACGUCGGCACUCCCGAAGUGAGAUGGACUCGGGAAAAGGAUCGACAUAGCAACAAGAAGUCCUACUUCACGCCGAAACAAAGCAAAUCGGCAAGAAAAUUCCAUACUCCAAGGUCACUUCAGCUGAAGUUAUCAGACAUUUACGAAGGUAUCGGCGCUGCUGACAACUUUCCCAACAAGCUCAAGAAACUGGUUGACAGUCCCGACUACAGCUCCAUCGUCUGGGACCAAGAAGGUAAAGGAGUCGUCAUCACGGAGUUGGACUUUCGUGAGGAAGUUCUAAAUGAAACCUGUCACGUGUUCGAAACAACGAGCUUCAAGAGCUUCGUGAGGCAGCUGAACUUGUACGGCUUCCGGAAAAACGUUCCCGGCUGUGACAGGUCAAACAGUAAGGAGGUGCACACCUUCUACCACAGGUUUUUCACCCGAGACAACACCGUUCUGUCCAGGGUCGUGCGCAGGAAGAACACCAAGACGUCUCCCCAGGACAACUCAUUCGUCUCCACCGCCACUGAUACGCCUUCGGGCAGAAGUUUUCAUCGUCAACAAGAUAUUUCACCUGAAUAUGAGAAUGACCAUCCUACACCGAUCUACCGCGAGGACAGAUGCCUUCCCUCCAUGUCCCGUCAGUACCUGCCCAUCUGGUCACCCGUGGCUCACCGUUUCCACCGUUAUUCAGCGGCGACAUCUACUGGAAAGCCUGAGAAUAACACCAAGCGCACUCCCCUCGGCCGGCUCGACACAAAUGCCUGGGUUUCACAAUAUGCCAACCAGCCCCCAUGCCUACCUCCACGUCGUCUGUCUAAGUCUGCCGCUCUUCUCCAAAGCUGGUCCUGCGGUGAGGUAGACAGGGAAGGCCAUCUAGCGGACAAACUUUAUUACAGCAGUCUUAACGCUGAUGCCGAACCUGACUUCUACUGGUCAUCUAACGUCAUCAGGUAUGACGUACGACGCCUAGAUGACGUCGAAGACGUCUACUCAACGUCGUUUCUAAGCAACGACAGUGACGUUAACCAUGCCAACGUCGCCUUUGCUCUGGCGUCAGACGAAAGUCUCCUGAGUGACACAAGUUUCUUAAACUCCAGUGGUGAGAUAUCUCUGUGUUAUCAACCUGCUCAACCAGGGGUGGAUUACGUCAUCCCCGCGACCUUAGGUGACCCUGACUCCAUCACGCGGGAGGUGCUGGUCUCACUGCCCAUGCCUGAACUCACAGAUGAUCAGGACAGGGCGCAUGCGUGGCUGGUUUCCAAGGCGCGGGAAACUCUAGAGAAAAUGGCUGACGCCUUGUAAUGAGAUGGUAUUACAUGUAUGUCCUACCAGACUCAACAGCAUAUACGCAUUGGAGACGAUAGAAUGUAACAAUACUUUUGAGACGUCGAUGGAAAGGUCCAUUUAAAAACUAAUUUAUUGUUCGAGCUUCAACUUCCUAAGAAUGCAUUACAUGUACUGAAGCUACUUGUGUUUGAAAAGCAAAUAGACUUUUUUAGAAUUCCUUAGAAUGUCUCAAAUACUAGUACAUAAAACGGAAUUUACUGCCAGGGUUGCGCAAUACUUAUAUUUAUUCAAAAUGUAGUUAUGUAAUAGAAUAUAAUGUAACUUUGAUAUAUCAUAACACUUUCAAAUGCUAUUGUAUGAUAAUUUUGUAUACAUGAUGCACGAAGCGCUUUUAUGUGUGAUGUAUGCUGUUUAUUGACAAAUUGAUAUAAUGAAAUUAUAGGAACUGAGUUUUGAAAGUGCCUGUUUGGUAGCGUUCGUUGCCGCUUUCCUUUUCUGUGGAAUACUUUGUUAUUUCCGGGCACGCAAUCUGAAGCAUUGUAGACUUCCGGCUUUGUUUUAAAUCCUUCU